CGCCAGUGUUUCGCGACGAGCUUGCUUGAUCGUAUUAUUUAUAGGUGGUUGAUUGAACGUGAAAAGUGCACUGUGUACAACGAAUAGGUCAACAGCAUGGCGUCACAACGUAAGACAAAGCCAGAGGUGACGGGGGAAAUCCUUGUAGCUUGGCAGAAGUACAUAGCUCGCAGUUCCGACGAGAUUACUCUGAAAGAAGGAGAUGUGGUAGAGCUGCUGGAUGCUGAAGAUCCAGUUUCGGCAAAGAAGCCAAAACUGGAUCCCGAACUCGACACAGUAUCUGGUGAGCUUCUCGACAGUUCAGCGGCUCGCCACAAGCUUUCGGUCAAACCCAGAAGGACCCAUACAAGUUCUAGACAUUCCCCUACUAGACUGAACUUAGAAGCAAGAUGGUUGGUACGUGAAGUAAGUGGCGGCAAGAAGCAAGGAUGGGUUCCUUGCAAGAUCCUCCAAACCAUAGAUGACCCAACUCCUGGAGGAGCAGGACUUCCAGGAGACGCACUCUACAGAAGACAAGCUGUGGUCAAAGAACUCGUGGAAACCGAGCACGAGUUCGUCAAAGACUUGGACCACGUAGUCCAAAAGUACCUCCUCCUUUCAGAAACCAAGAAAGUCCCGAAAGUCAUCAGAGACAACUUUGAGGUGAUUUUUGGGAACUUGAAAGAAAUAGCAGAGUUUCAUCGGACGGUGUUGAUGGAAGGUGUGAAGUACUACGCGACCGAGCCUCAUUUGCUGGGAAAGUUCUUUCUGCGUUUGGAACGAGACUUCGAUAGGCAUGUUGAUUAUUACAUGUACGAACCACAGGCUCAAGCAUUUUUGGAAAAUUGCGAUGAAGCGCACGACUAUUUUGACGAGUUGUCACAACGCCUGGGUGACGACAAAACCAUAUCCGAGCAUUUGAAACUUCCGAUCCAACGUAUCAACGACUACCAACUUCUCUUGAAGGAGUUGGUAAGAUAUAGCGCUUGUCUUGGCGAAGACAAUAGCGACCUCCAAAAGGCUUUGGAGUUGAUGCUAAGUGUCCCUCACCGAGCGCAAGACGAAAAGUUCACCUCUAACAUCGAAGGCUACCGUGGAAGCAUCCACAAACUCGGCCGUCUACUAGCUCACGACUGGUUUUCAGUGGCGCUUGCUGACGUCUCAAAGGAACGCUACCUCUUCUUGUUCAAGGGCAAAAUCCUCAUCUGUAAAGUCAGACGCAUCUCCGAGGACAGGUCCGUCUUCCAACUCAAGGACAUCAUCCAGCUGAAUCGAGUCGCUGUUAAAGACCAUCCAGACGAAGAGAGGGUUUUUGAGCUGAUCGAAACCGUCAACGGGAAACCGUUGAUCCUCACCGCCCACAGGGACCACAUCACCGAGUAUUGGAUCAAAGAAAUCAAAGAGUUCGCGCAGGAAUACGAAGAGGGCGAAGAUACCGAAGACGAUUUCCAGUUAGCGUCAUCGUCACCACCCACAGAAACAACUCAAACCAAGUUAGAAGAGAACAUCACACUCCAGGAAGUCAAAGUUCGAAUUGCCGAGAAGACUGUUACUGAGGAAUCUCAAGCGGUUAAGACCGAAGAGGAAGAGGUCAUUCAAAAGACUGAAGCAAAGGAAGUCAGAGUUGAAGAGAUAAAAGUUGAAAGCAGAGAGGAAGAAAAACGUGUGGGACCACCCGAAAUAGAAUCAACUCCUUUACACAUAAAGGGCAAAGACCGAUUGGAAGAGCAUCAGGCAACAGAAAUCCGAAAAGACGAAGUAAACGUUGACCGGCAAGAAUUAAAACCAGAAGAGCCACCACAGAAAUUAGAACAACCUCCACCGGUAAAAGUCAAAGAAUCUCCAGAGACACCCGCAGAGGAAACACCUAAUCAUCAAGAAUCCAUAAAAUCAAAAGAGACAACAACAGUUAAAGAAGAUCUGCAAGUAUCUUUGAAAGAAACCAAGAAAGACGAUCAGCCACCACCAUUAGUAGUAGAAACUCCGCCCGAAGAACCGCCGUCCGUGGUUACUAACCACCGCGAGCCCGAAGAUCUUCAUGUUUCCAAAGCUUCAAAAGAAGUUUCUAGUGCUUUAGACAAAUCUAGUGUUGAUUCAUCUGUUCACAGUGCACAUUUAGCAGAUUCAAGUGUAGGUUUAGAGGUUAAUGUCGAAACUGCCGACGACAUGAGUAGGAGAUACACAUCGUCCUCUGCAAGAGCAGAAGGCUAUUCGGAUUCCUAUAGUAGAAGAUCCCAGUCUUCUUUCUCCAAUGAUGGAGUUUCGUCGAGAUACGGUAGCGAAUCGAUCGCCAGCAGAUACAGCAGCGCCGAAUCCUCCUUAGGAGGAUCAAAGUAUGAGUCUUUAAGUUCCAAGUAUGACACUGGCGACUCUCUCAGUUACUCGAAGAGGGGAGAUAGCCAUAGUUAUUCCAGACACCUCGAUCUGGGAGAUGAUGACGACGACUAUAAUUUCUCUAGGCGAUCUAUUAAAACCGUCACAACUGAGUAUGGCGACGGUGAUAAGUAUUCAAGACGAUCAAUCAGAGCCUCCGCGGAGGCUAUCGGCGACUUAGACUCCUACUCCGUGCGAAAAUCCGUCCGUAGUUCGAUAGAGGGAGUAGGAGGUUACGGCGACAGCGAACUCGAUUCUUACAGCUUGUCCCGACGAUCUAUCAAAGAAAGCAAGGAUUCCAGAACCUACGGUAAAAGAUCUACUUCAAUUGAAGAAGUAGGCGAUACAAGCAAGUACGGGCGAAAGGCUCUAACGCUCCGAGACGACAUCGAAGAAGACUUAAUGUCCAAAUACUCACCCUCUAGGUACUUAGGCGAAGAUCGCGAAGCAGAAGACAUAUACGCAAAAUACGAACGCAAAUACUCUAGAACAGACUCGAGCGAAAGCAAAUCGAAAUACGCUCGAACAAGUUCAAUCGAACAAAAGGCAGGUGAAGAAGACGUUUACGCCAAAUAUACCAGAAAGUACUCCCGGACCGAUUCUUCAAAAUCGAAUCGCGACGAGGAAGAGGACAAGUAUCGAAAGUACGCAAGAACCGACUCGAACGAGAAAAAGUCCUACAAAAGAACAGAUUCCGUGAAGAGCGAUCGUGAAUCAUCCUCCAUUCACAGCGUGAGUGAAACAACCAUCGCCAAUGGAAAAGAAAUCAAGAAGGAAGCUGUCGAGAGCAGCGAAUCUGUAUCAUCAUCAACCACUUUCGUCAAGGAAACGACAAAGUCGGGAACGAAACACAGAGAAGAGAUCCGAACGAGCGGCGAUGAGGAGAGGAACAGAUUCAUUAAGACGAUCAGAGGCGCGGAUAUUGAACUGACCGCUGAUGAAAAGCUAGCAAGAGCCGAAACAGACAAACCCGAGUUCCUUGUCAAACUCAAAGACACAGAAUUAGCCGAAAACACGUAUCUGAGAUUCAUGGUCAAAGUCCGUGGUGAACCCAUGCCCGACGUUAUUUUCUUCAAAGAUGGUGCCAUCAUUGAAAAAAGCGACCGCUACGAGGUCAUCCGUGAACACUCAGAUCGUGGAUUCUACGAACUGCUCAUCCCCGAAGUGAAAAUGUCAGACGCUGGUUACUACAAAUGCGUCGCCUCCAACAAGUGGGGUGAAGAAUCCUCCGACGCGGUACUCAAAGUAACAACCGAAGACCUCCACAAGGACAUGCCCGAAGGCGAAAUCCUCGCUCCUGGCGAAGCUUCAGAAUUCCAGUGGAAGAAAGACGGAGAAGCCUUCACUCCCGACGAACGCUUCAAGGUCCUAAUGGGAGACGACGAGGAUUCCCUCGCUUUGGUGUUUCAGCACGUACGUGCCGAAGAUGUCGGGUUAUACACAUGCGUCGCGCAGACCUCCAGGGGUCACAUUAGCUGCAGCGCGGAACUGACAGUUCACGGUACCGUCAACCAACUAGUCCGAGAACCAGAAAAGCCGCAGCUCAUUAUUGAAAAGCGAGAACCCGUCGUGACGGCGGGAGGAUCCGCGAUGCUCGAGCUUCAGGUUAAAGGAUACCCUAAACCACAAGUCAAGUGGACGCACGAAGGCAAACCUAUAGAGGCCGGUGGCAAGUAUAAAUUCUUGUAUGAAGAUGAAGAAAGCAUGUCUUUGGUUAUCAAAGACGUGCAGAAGGAAGACGCUGGGAAGUACGAGUGUACAGCCGAAAAUGAGAUCGGAAGCGACACUGCCGAGAUGACUCUCACGGUGAAGCUGCCACCGAAGCUCAAGAGCAAAAUCGAAGACGUGGAUGCUCACGCCGACCUCACUCUGAGGGUACCGGUGGAAAUUGAAGGUACCCCAAAACCUACCGUCAUUUUCUACAAGGACGGCAAAGAGAUUAAGAAAGAUGAGCGCGUUAAGGUGGUCGAAGAAGGCGAUAAAAUUAUCUUGGUCAUUGAGAAGACGACCCUGAAAGAUACAGGGUCGUACUCCGUAGUGGCCACCAACGAACUCGCCCAGAUAUCGCAAUUCUUCAACGUGAAUAUUCACACUAAACCGAAAAUCCUUGAGAAACUUGGUAAAGAUAAGAUCGUAUCUCAAGGAGAAACGGUCGAACUGAAAGUGAAGCUGGAGUCGGAACCUGAAGCCGAAGUGAAGUGGUUCAAAGACGAUAGUCAAAUUUCCUCCAGCGACCACUACGUUAUUAAAAAAGACGGCGAUACCUACAUCCUCAAGAUUACAGGAGCGGUGACGACCGAUGCGGCCAAGUACAAAUUCAAGGCCGUCAAUAUUCACGGUUCCGUGGAUGACGAUUUAACAAUUUUCGUGAAGAAAGCACCCAAAAUCACCAAAGGUCUUCAGGACAUGACGGUAACAGAGCAUGACACUAACGUCACGUUCGACGUGAAGCUUGAAUCCUUCCCCAAACCGACAGUGAAGUGGUACCUCGACGAAAUGGAAAUCACAGAAACAAAAACAGAAUUCACCCGAACUGAGUCGGAUGACGGUGUCAAGCUCGUAAUUAAAGAAGUCAACAGUAAAUUGUCUGGAAAAUAUACCUGCAAGCUGAGCAACGAGUGCGGAAACGCAGAAACCAGCGCUAAACUUACUGUCAACUGUGCUCCUCGCAUUAUCAAGCAACUUAAAGACACCACAGUUGAAGAAGGCGCCACUCUACAUUUAGAGGUAGAAGUAGAAGGGUGUCCAGAACCUACGGUCAAGUGGUUGCGUAAUGGUCGCGAAGUCUCCGCGGACGCUCGCAUCAAAAUCAGCCGAGAUACCCAACGUCAAGAAAACUACAACCUGGCUGUUAAUCUCAUCAAGUACGAAGAACAAGGAGAGUAUGAGGUUGUGGUGACUAAUUCCUUGGGUACCGUCUCCAGCAAGAGUUACGUGACAGUACACAAGGUAACCCAUACCGAUGCUAUUGAAGUAGAAGGAGAACCACCCGCUAAACUCAAAGUUGAAGUGGUGGAAGACGAAGAACCGCAAGCUGCGGAAUUAGCGGAGCCUCAAGAAAUAGAAGAAGUAGGUAGAGAAGAACAAAAACAACCUCAAAUUGACGAUUUUGAUGAGAAACCGGCUAAAGGUACUAUAGCAGAAAAAGUACAGAUCGAAGAGAAACAAGUUACUCGCGUAACUCCGGAACCUAUAAUCGAGGAACCUCUCUCGCCAAACCUGUUACAAAGGGUUCAUUCCGACAUUCUAGAAGAAUCAGAAAUAGUGGAAAACGAAGAAGCAACCAAACCUCAACGCUUCACCGAAGAAGAAGUACCCAAACCUAAAUCGAAACGUGCCAAAUCGAUUCAGAUCGAGGAAAUCGAAGAGAACGACCAGUUCCCGGACGAACCCAAAACUCCCGUAGAAACGGAAAUACCGAAACGGAAAGCCAGUAGGGCGAUGUCUGCCACCCAGGAAGACAUACAACUCGUAGAGAACAAACUUAUCGAUACCAGCCACGAAGUACGACCGACGGAAAUCGAGAGACAACAAAGUCAAAAGGGUACGAAAGAAGACGACCAAGAAGACGACGAAGAAUUGGAAGCUCUUCUCAAGAGAGCGCAAAAACAGAGGAGUUUGGUUGAGGAAUUACCCAAAAAAAGUGAUCUAGCUGAAGCUAAACCCACGAUCACCGACUCGAACAUGAAGGACAGCUCUCGGCCCGAGUCCUUGGGGAUCACUUACAUCGUUAAGGGUACCUCAAAUCCACCACCGAAGGCCACGUGGAGUUUGAACGGCAAAGAAGUCAAACCUGACGGUCGCCUCAAGAUCACCGAAAGCGGAGAAGAGUUCAAACUCGAGGUCCUCAAACUAGAAAUGUCGGACGCCGGAACCUGGCAAUGCACCUUAUCGAAUCCUUUGGGAGAUGUUAAACAACAAGCAGUCCUCGAAGUUACGCCGGAAAAGGAACUGCGCCGCCCCAAACUAAAACAAGGCCUUGACGACCAAACCAUCGUCAAGAAAAAUUCGCUUACGUUCAAGGCCGUGGUCAUCGGGGAUCCCGUACCGGUCGCCACGUGGUCAGUCGAUGGUAAAGAGAUCACGAAUGAAGAGUACGAGAUAUACAAGAUCAUCCUCGAGAGCGAAGACCACGAGAUCCAAGAUGGUUUGAAGGAGUGUUCGUAUUCUCUGACAAUUCCCAGAUGUGAGAGAUGCAACGGAGGAAAAUACACGUUCUUUGCCAAAAAUAAAUGGGGAGAAUGCAACAGCAGCGCUCAGCUCACCAUCGUCCUGCGUCCGGAGAUCGAAGGCCCUCAGAACGUUUCGGUAAUUCCAGGAGAAUUCGUCGAGUUUGUCUGCAAGAUCCAGGCUAACCCAAUUGCGGAAGUCAGCUGGACCAAAGACGAUCAAGUGAUCAAGGCGACCGAAGACAGGGAGAUCGUUGCGGACGUGGCCAACGAAACCUACAGGCUAGUUUUCAAAAAGGCGCUCCUUUCUGAUGACGGGUAUUACAAGGUUAUCGCCAAGAAUAAUCUUGGCGAGAGUUCAUCAGAGGCGCGCCUCAAAGCAAUCAAAGAAGCAGAACCCUCUACUGAGAAACCAACCAUCAUCACCGGCUUGUCCGACGAACAAGUCGAACACACCAAAGAACUUUCGGUGAUGGUGCGAGCCGAUGGUUUGCCCAAACCGCAAAUACGUUGGUUCCUCAACGAUAAUCCUCUCACGGAAGACGCGAACCACAAGAUAGAAGGUCACACGGAAGCGCAAGUAACGAGUACCUUGACCGUCACGAACUUCAACGAAGCCGACUCUGGAAUGUACAAAGCGGUGGCCGCUAACGUCGCCGGAGCCGCCGAAACCGUGGCACGCAUCGUCAUGCUUCAGACACCUCCUGGGUUCGGGAAGAAAUUGGAACGCUCGGAGGAAUUCAACGAAGGAGAACCAAUCGAGCUCAAAGCAAAGAUUAACGGAAGCCCUAAACCUACCGUGGCUUGGUUCAAAAACGGGGAACCCAUCGACGACGAACGCAUCAAAACCACGGUGUUACCUGACGGUACCGUAAAGCUCAACAUCGAAAAGGCCGAACCUGGCGACAGUGGCGCCUACAAGCUCGUCAUCAAGAACCCCAAUGGAGAAUCAGCCUGUCUGUGUGCUGUAGCUGUUGCACAGAAACCUCAGAGACCGAAAUUCUUAAAGUGUUUCAAAGACGCGAAACUCCCUGCCGGAGAAUCCCUUCGUUUAGAAGCCCAAGUGCAAGCCCACCCACCACCGGAAAUCAAAUGGUUCAAAGACGGUGUUCCAGUCCGUACAUCUUCGAACAUCCACUACGAGUUGCAUCCGGACGGCAAAAUCGCCUUGAUAAUAGAUUGUGCCAAACCGGAAAACGCCGGGAAGUACGAACUUGUCGUAUCUAACAAAUAUGGUGACGCAUCUAGCGAGGCCAACAUAGAAGUAGCCAAGAAGCCAACGAAGCCUGAAUUCAUCACCCGUCUGGUACCUCAGACGGUGGUGGAAGGCUUCCCGGUGAAAUUAGAAGUCAGAGCCACCGGUUUCCCGGCACCUAAAAUCUCCUGGACGAGGAACGGCGCCGAAGUCGUCUCCGACAGCAAACACGUGAAGAUUCAAGAACUCCCCGAUGGCACCAGCAUCCUGUUGUUGGAUGCCGCAAACCAGGCACGUGAUGCGUUGACGUAUAGGGCUAUAGCUAUCAACGAGGCUGGAGAAGCUGAAACUAGCGCCGCCCUCACUAUCAAACCUGCGAGUGACAGCGACCAGCCGGAAGAACCACCCAUGUUCCUGCAUCCCCUGAAGGACGCAGUGGGCGAUGAAGGUCAGUCUUUGAUCCUGUCGGCUCCGUUCACUGCCAACCCGAUACCCAACGUGGAAUGGAGCAAAGACGGCGUGCCCAUGGAACCUUCCGACAGGAUUCUGAUCAUCUGUGACGGCAAGAAAGUCGGUCUAGAAAUCCUAAACGCUCUCCCUUCGGACGCCGGCCAGUACACAGUAACCCUCAGUAAUCCGCUUGGCAAAGAAACCUCUGAAGCUAAAGCCACCAUUCACAAAGUGUUCAUGCCCCCACACUUCACUCAAAGCUUCACAGACCUCCAACAACUACCGGGUCGCGACGCCAAAUUCCCUUGUCGCGUAACCGGCGUACCGCAACCCGAGGUCACCUGGUCGAAAGACGGCAUUCCCAUACACGAAUCCGACAAGUUCCACAUCAAGCGCGACGGAGAUUUGUGCUGUUUGUACAUCCUGAAUUGUGACGCUCCCGACGCUGCGGUCUACAGAGCCACCGCCACCAACAAAGAAGGUGAAGAAAUCUGCACUGCGUCACUCGAAGUCGUGGACCAAAUAAAAGCCCAGAAGAAGAUCGAGCCACCUGCGUUCCUGAAGCGCAUCGGAGACACCGAGUUGUUCCGCGGCAUGACGGCCAAGUUUACCGCGUGCGCUACUGGGUACCCCGAUCCUGAAGUCGAAUGGUACCAUAACGAUCAAAAGCUGUUCCCAUCGAAUCGCAUCAGAAUGGAAACCGAUAACGCGGGUCUUUUGCGGCUGGUGAUUUCCAACCUCGACGAGGACGAUCUUGGAAAGUACUCGUGCAAGAUUACGAACGAGUACGGCGGUGAUAUUUGCCAUGCGAACUUGAAUAUGGACGAGGGUUUGGAACCGAGAGUGAAACGUCCAAUCACAGAUCAGUACAGCGAGUUCGACAAGUACAAGAGGAGCGGAGCACCUAUGCCGCUUUCGGAUCCACCAAUCAUCUCGCAGAUGACGGACAGGCAUUGCACACUUUCCUGGAAGCCGUCCAUUCCCUCGGGACCCAGGGUACCCGUCACGUACCAACUGGAAAUGUGCGAACUUCCUCACGGGGAUUGGUUCACGGUUCGUACGGGAAUCAGGAGUUGUACUUGCGGAGUUCGCAACCUGGAACCGUUCAGGGAUUACAGGUUUAGAGUGAGAGUUGAAAACAAGUACGGCAUUAGCGAUCCGUCACCAUACGCCACGACUCACAGGGCAAAACUUGAACCCGAGCCGCCAAAAUUCCGUCCGUAUUUACCACCAGAGAUCGAUUUCCGCCCCGAAACAUCCCCCUAUUUCCCCAAGGACUUCGAUAUUGAAAGACCCCCGCAUGACAACAUGGCACAAGCUCCGAGGUUCUUACGCCAGGAGCACGACACACAGUAUGGUGUCAAGGAUCAAAAUACCAACCUCUUCUGGUUCGUCUACGGCUACCCUAAACCCAAAGUGUCGUUCUACUUCAACGACGAACUCAUCGAGAGUGGAGGUCGGUUCGAUAUGAGCUACACCCGCAAUGGACAAGCGACCCUCUUCAUCAACAAAAUGCUGGAAAGAGACGUCGGGUGGUACGAAGCCGUCGCCCAAAACGAGCACGGAGAAGCCAGACAAAGGGUUCGUCUAGAGAUCGCAGAAGCCCCAGCGUUCCUGCGCAGACCCGAAAUCCAAUACGCCAUGCAUAGAGGAAGAAUACGUUUCGAGGCUCGAAUCGUGGGAGUGCCAUAUCCGGACGUCAAGUGGUACAAAGACUGGAAGCCUUUGGCCACAUCCACUAGGAUUAAGAUCCAGUUCAUCGAGCCUGAUACUAGCGUCUUGGUCAUCAACGACAUCAUCAGCAAAGACGAAGGUCUCUAUUCUGUGAGCGCCCGCAACGUUGCCGGUUCCAUCUCCAGUAGCGCUAUGCUCUACGUGGAGGAAAGCGACCUAGACUACAACAUCCACACCUACAGAAACAUAGCCAACAUCAAAGCUAAGAAGAAGCCUUUCAGCGACUUCUACGAUUUGGGCGAUGAGUUAGGUCGUGGCACUCAAGGGAUUACAUACCAUGCAGUUGAGCGCAUCAACGGAAGAAAUUACGCUGCUAAGAUCAUGCACGGACGCGGCGAACUCAGACCUUGGAUGUACAACGAAUUCGAGGUCCUCAAUUCCUUGCGCCAUCGCAAGCUCAUUUCUUUGCAUGACAGUUAUGAAACUAGUGACUCUUUGGCUCUUGUUCUUGAGUUGGCUGCUGGAGGGGAGCUCGUUAAGGAUUAUCUCCUCAGACAGGAGUACUACACGGAAAGAGAGAUCGCCGGAUUCAUUAGACAGCUGCUUCAGGGCCUGGAAUACAUGCACGGGAAGGGUUACGGACACAUGGGUCUCAACCUUGGCGAUUUGUUGAUCGCUCAUCCCGGAGGAGAUGACCUCAAAAUCACCGACUUUGGCUUGGCUCGUAGAAUCACAGCGGGUAACUUGAUGCCGCUUCUGUAUGGAGUGCCAGAGUACGUCAGUCCGGAGGCUGUGAAUGGCGAGGGUACCGGUCUCGGCCAAGACAUGUGGAGUGUGGGUAUCAUCACCUACAUUCUUCUCUCUGGAAGAUCUCCUUUCAGAGGAAACGACGACAGAGAGACUUUGAAGAACGUACAAGGCGGAAAAUGGAUCUUUGACGAGGAAUGGUGGUUGAACAUUAGCGCCGAAGCUAAAGACUUCAUAUCUAAGCUUCUGGUUUACAACGCGGAAGGCAGGAUGGAUGUGCACGCCGCCUUAAGACAUCCUUGGCUGGAACGUGCCGAUAAAAUUUACACCGACGAGUACAGGAUUAGCAGCAAGUACUUGGACAGUUACUACAAGCUUUUCAGGGAAUGGUACGACAACGCGUCCUGCAAGAGGUGGUUCCGUCGUCGCACCUUAGAAAGUGCCUUUACUCAUCCGUCUCGAAUGGUGUAUCCACCCGGCGAAUAUGAUUCUCCAAGGGUCACCCCCUCGCCUAUUAAAGCGCCACGCUUGCCCACUUGGGAGGAUCAGCUUCCGGCUAGAUCUCCUCUCAACUACGAAAUCGGCUCAAUAAAAUCCGAGAGUCACUACCAAGCCGGUCCGGACACCUACCUCCUGCAGCUCCGCGACGUGGACUUUCCCGUACGCUUGCGCGAAUACAUGAAAGUCGCCGGCAGCAGAGGAACGGGUGCUGGUUUCAUCAUCUCCCACGAAAACGGUUUCGAUUGGAGGACGCCAACCAUCAGGGAACGUCGUCGCUUCACCGAUAUCAUGGACGAGGAAAUCGACGACGAAAGAAAAGCAAGGAUCAACAAGUACGGAACCGACGAUAGUUCGUAUAGCAUUCGUAGGUUAAAACACGAGCUCGGUUCGCGUCUCGAUACUUACGUCGAAGCGGAAGCUUACUUGGAAAGCAGGCAAGACGGUCGUCUACCGUUCUUCAGAGAAAAACCACAGAUGACUGCCAUGGUGGAAGGGAACAACGCCGAACUGACUUGUUUUGCGGUUGGCGAACCCGAACCUCUAGUCCAAUGGUUCAAAAACGACUCGAUCAUCGCCGAGUCUCACCGGGUCAAAAUCGACAUCGACGAAUUAGGGCGGAGUCAUUUGAGGUUCACGCCGGCUUUGGCCUUUGACCAGGGGACGUACAAAGUAGUGGCAAGGAACAAGCUAGGACAGACCAUCGCAAGGGCGAGAAUAGUCUACGGAAGUACACCCGAGGAACCAGAUUCCCCCGAAGCAAGCCAAGUUUCAGACACUGAGGUUUUCCUGACUUGGAAACAACCCAGAUUCGACGGGAAUUCUCCGGUCCUGUGCUACAGUCUCGACUACAAACUCGCGGACGACGUUGACUGGACCACGAAAGCGGAUAACAUUGACCACGAGUUCUACCUUUUGCGGGGGUUGACGCCGAAUACCAGUUACAUGUUUAGGCUGGCGGCUCGCAAUGCUAUUGGGUGGAGCGACUAUGGAGUCCCGACUGGGUUAGUCAAAACGAAAGGAGAAGGGGCACAAAAAAUACACCUAAGUCCCGCGGUACAGCACUUGCAGCAGAUCACGGAUAGUGGACUGCCUAUAGAAAUCGAGCCUGUCAGUUACCCCGACUAUGCAACUGAAACGCAACCGAUCGAAUGGCAGGAUUCAAACGCCCAAGAAAACUACAACUUAAUUUCAGAAGUUUCUCGGGGUCAAUUCUCAGCGGUACUUAAAGCAAUAGACAAAAGUUCCGACGCGGUGGUAGUCGCGAAGGUCCUAGAUAUGAGCAAAGCCGAAGACAUUGACGGCGAAUUUGCCGCUCUUAGAUCGCUACGUCAUGAAAGAAUCGCAGGGUUGCUGGCAGCCUUCAAGAGUGGUUCUAGUCCCGUAGCUGUUUUCAUUAUGGAGAAACUACAAGGCUCCGAUGUUCUGACAUACUUGGCCAGCAAACACGAGUACACCGAACAAACCGUCGCUACUAUAGUUUCACAGGUUAUUGACGGUUUGCAAUACCUCCACUGGAGAGGCUUAUGCCACCUGGACUUACAACCUGACAACAUCGUGAUGGCUGGAGUGAGGUCUGUCCAAAUAAAAUUAGUCGAUUUAGGUUCAGCUCAUCGUGUUACAAAACUUGGCACACGAGUACCAGUGGUCGGUCACUUGGAUUACAUCUCUCCCGAGGUGCUCAAUGAAGAGCCUGCGUUCCCUCAAACCGACAUCUGGACUGUGGGUGUCCUCACAUACGUUAUGUUAUCCGGUGUAGUACCUUUCAAAGGUCAAGACUUAAACGAAACGAAGCAGAAUAUUUCGUUCGUAAGGUACAGAUUCGAGCAUUUGUACAAGGAGAUUUCACAGGAGAGUACUCGAUUUUUGAUGUUGCUGUUCAAGAGGCAACCUAACAAACGACCUUCUGCGGAAGAGUGUCACGAAAAUAGGUGGCUGUUGCCCACGGAUUACAUGAUUAAGAAGCGGGAAAGGGCCGUAUUUUUAGGUAACAGGUUAAAGGAAUAUUCAAACGAAUAUCACAACGAAAAAGCUCAAGCCGCGCAAGACAUCACAGCAAAAUUAGGAGGCAAAUUCAGUAGAUCCCACAGCAUACAGGAAGAGUUAUUGACUGCGCCUUAGGCAUAAAAUUUUAGAAUGUAUAUAUUGUUUAUAAUGUUAAUACCAUUACAUUGUUAUGUUAAAAAACCUUAAUUAUUUUUGUGUUAUUUUCGUUGUAUCUUCAACUAAUCUGUACAACAAUAGAUCUUUAACGUUAUCAUCCAUUAAAAAAAAAAAUAUUUCAAUAAAGACUACAACAAUGAA
Messenger RNA from Zophobas morio, 13389 nucleotides. Its product is annotated as obscurin. Gene Ontology annotation, molecular function: protein binding; ATP binding; protein kinase activity. The coding region runs from base 97 to 13206 and encodes 4369 amino acids. The record is from RefSeq and is a predicted model, not a curated record. Gene Ontology annotation, cellular component: plasma membrane. Gene Ontology annotation, biological process: protein phosphorylation; homophilic cell-cell adhesion. Lineage: Eukaryota; Metazoa; Arthropoda; Insecta; Coleoptera; Tenebrionidae. The transcript has 41 exons.